CUUGGGGUGGGGGCGGGGAACCGGGUGGAGAGAAACCAUCUGCCAGUGGAGACCCAGUGAACUUGGCUAUGGGGAAGAAGCUGGUGAUGGCCCAGAAGCGCGGAGAGACGCGAGCCCUCUGCCUGGGGGUGACAAUGGUAGUGUGUGCUGCCAUCACCUACUAUAUCCUGGGUACCACGGUGCUGCCUCUCUACCAGAAAAGUGUGUGGACCCAAGAGUCUACCUGUCACCUGAUUGAAGCCAACGUCAAGGACCACGAGGAGCUGGAGGGCAAGAAGGUGCCCCGGUACCCAUGCCUUUGGGUCAAUGUAUCAGUUGUGGGCCAGUGGGCCAUGUUGUAUCACACAGAGGACACUCAGGACCAAAACCAACAGUGCUCCUAUAUCCCUAGCAACCUGGACAACUACCAGAUGGCCCUGGCUGAUGUGGAGAAGGUCAGAGCCAAUUUCCACGAGCACCAGGCUUUCUACUGCUUCUCUGCACCUCAAGUCGAGACCAGCGUUGUGUAUCGGCGCCUCUAUGGGCCCCAAACCCUGCUCUUCUCCUUCUUCUGGCCCACCUUCCUGCUGACUGGUGGCCUCCUCAUAAUCGCCAUGGUGAAACUCAACAGGUCCCUCUCCAUCUUGGCUGCUCAGAGGUAGACCAAUCCAGUCUGUGCCACAGUGCCAGAAGUCACCAGGGACAGCAGGGGUCAUGGGCAGGGCUGCUCAUCACUCUCUUCCUCUUGUCUCCUCUUUUGUUUGUUUGAUGUCUUUGGGAAGUCCGAAGCCAUUGGAGGACAAAGGGACAGCCAGUUACAAUUCCCCUCUCCCUGUCCUCAAUUAGUUCAUGUCUGUUACCUGCUAGGCCACUAUUCACCCCCCAGAGGGUGAAUAGUGUCGCCUCUGUUCCUAAGUUCUCUCUUAGUUCAAACGCCUGCCUAUCACACCCAGAAUGUUGUCCUUGGCCAAAUCUUCUUUAAGGUGUCACCAAAACAGGACCUCUAAUUUAUAGGGCAACUCAAUGUACUGCUUUUUGUCAAGGACAUUAAGCCACACACAAAUUAUUCUAAAAUUCAAAAUGACUGCUGUCCUUUUAUAUCUACAGGGACUAGUUCUGAGACUCCCUCAGACGCCAAAAUCCCCUUAUAUAAUGUGGUGCAGUGUGUGUGUGUGUGUGUGUAACCUCUGCACACCUUCCUCGUGUCUCAUAUCUUCUCCGGAUGACUUAUAACACCCACACCAAUGAUAAUGCCGCAAAUGGUUUUCAUUCUCUAUUGUUCAGGGAAUAAUGAUGAGGAAGUGUCCAUCCAUGUUCACUACAGAUGCAAUUUCCCCCCAAAUACUUUCAAUCUGCAGUUGAUUGAAUCCAAUGGGGCAGAACCUGCUGAUACAGGGUCCAAGAAUAUUCAUUCACACAACAACACAGUCUGCGAGGAAAUAAACACAAACACAUCAAUAUUAACUGCGGCGUGGUGGCUGAUUUUAAUUUUCUUCCUUACCUCCACCCAUUUUUGUUAUUUUCACUUUUGAGUAAUAGGAAGAUCAUAUGCUGUUUUGUUUAUUUUAAUCGGAAGAGAAAUACAGAACUCCUAUUUUGGAGAAUGUUGGAAGGG
This is a messenger RNA of Microtus oregoni (creeping vole), 1594 nucleotides long. RefSeq names its product potassium calcium-activated channel subfamily M regulatory beta subunit 1 (gene Kcnmb1). Gene Ontology annotation, biological process: detection of calcium ion; potassium ion transport. Gene Ontology annotation, cellular component: voltage-gated potassium channel complex; membrane. Bases 69 to 641 code for a protein of 190 amino acids. NCBI's taxonomy places the organism in Eukaryota, Metazoa, Chordata, Mammalia, Rodentia, Cricetidae. Gene Ontology annotation, molecular function: potassium channel regulator activity; calcium-activated potassium channel activity. The transcript is spliced from 4 exons. The record is from RefSeq and is a predicted model, not a curated record.